Toxotes jaculatrix (banded archerfish) is the source of this 1421-nucleotide messenger RNA. Its product is annotated as claudin-10-like. Gene Ontology annotation, molecular function: structural molecule activity. NCBI's taxonomy places the organism in Eukaryota, Metazoa, Chordata, Actinopteri, Toxotidae. The record is from RefSeq and is a predicted model, not a curated record. Gene Ontology annotation, biological process: cell adhesion; bicellular tight junction assembly. Gene Ontology annotation, cellular component: plasma membrane; bicellular tight junction. The transcript has 5 exons. Bases 217 to 1206 code for a protein of 329 amino acids.
CUGAGAACGGCAGCAGAGUAAGAGGCCUCUCUUCGACGUCUGUUUGAUUUUGGAUUGAAACGAGAUGUUUGGCUCAGGAUGAACUCGGGUCCUGUCGUCUGAACGGGAAACAAAAAGACAGAGGGAAAACCAUCAAAAUUCAACUGUGGAUGAGCGAUCAAGGAUAAAAAGAGACGCCUGACAGAAUAAGAUCUGAAAUCUACGAAAAGCACAGCGAUGCAGAUCCGUGUGGUCCAGAUCUGGGGAUUCCUCAUGACAGUGCUGGGCUGGAUCUUCGUGGCCUGCACUAUGGCCAUGGAGGGCUGGAAGAUCACCGCCAUUGGGGGCAUGGGGGGCUCCUCCAUAAUCAAGGUGGCCUGGUACUGGUCCAGCCUGUGGAGAUCCUGUUUUACAGACUCAACUGCUGUCAGCAACUGUUACGACUACCCUGUGCUCUGGUCUGUGGAGGGUCACAUCCAGAUCGUGCGAGGCCUGCUGAUGGCAGCCCUCAGCCUGGGCAUGCUGGGGUUUGUGCUCAGUCUGAUGGGGAUGGAGUGCACCUUCAUUGGGGGAAAAGAUCGAUCAAAGUACAAGAAGAUCUACGCCGGAGGCUGGUGCCACAUUAUCAGCGGUUGCCUGUCCACAUGUGGGUAUGCCGUUUAUGCACAGUACGUCUCAGUAGAAUACUUCAACCCUGACUUUGAUGGACUGAAGUACGACCUCGGCACUCCGCUCUUCCUCGGCUGGGUCGGCUCCGCUUUUCACAUGACGGGUGGUUUUUUCUAUCUGUGGUCUGUGUGCACGCCACUCUGUGGAGGAGAGACUGCGGUGAUCAACAUCCGGCCACUACCAGACCCUGAGCAAAACAAGUCCACCACAGCUUUGUCCACAGUCUCAGAGAUCACCUCCAACACCAAAGUGUCCUCUGUUUCCGAGCUGUCGUCCAAGUCUGCGCGCUCAGACACGUCUGGCGCAUCCUCCAGAUCAGAGCGCACGUCCAAAGCCAAGUCGGGGCGGUCACAGAAGAGAGGGGGGACCACAAGGUCUGCAGAGUCGGGGUCAGAAUCAGGGUCAGGGUCACGACUGGAGUCGAACCUCUCGUCGAGGUCCAGCGUAUCGACUUUGUCUGAGUUGCGGAGCAGCAGCAGCAGCAGCCGCACGGUGUCGUCAUUGUCAGGCAGUAUGAGGAGCGAGACUAUGCCGUUCAUCAAAAACUCUUACAUCUGAAUAAAUGAAGACAUGUGACUCGCUAUGUGAAGGACAAAUGUUAAUGAAUGUGACAAACAUGUGCUCUGAGGCUUUUCUGUUCGACUGAUUGUGUUUUAUAUCAUUAAAACUGAUGAAAUCCUGUUUUUUAUCUUUAAUCUGUUCAUGUUAUUUAACCUAAACUGUGCACACAUUCUAUUCCUAUCAGACGUGUCAGCCUGUGUAACCUUUCUCAC